Mycena citricolor is the source of this 1026-nucleotide messenger RNA. The record is from the annotation of a GenBank genome assembly. NCBI's taxonomy places the organism in Eukaryota, Fungi, Basidiomycota, Agaricomycetes, Agaricales, Mycenaceae.
AUGUCUGCAGCUGCGUUCCACACUCAGGCUCUCCCCGCCGGCUGGUAUAAUCAGUCAGCUCCCUACAGCAACUAUCAGCCCGACGCCUACUCCUCCUCGUCCUGCUCCACGUCCUCCUAUUACGCAACUCCGGUUCGGUUCGCCUCCGUUUCGUCACAGAGAAGAGAACGCCGUCUAGCCGCCUCCGCCGCUGCCGAUCCGCAGCAGCAGCACAACAGCGGCAACGGGCGCAUGUAUGUUGAGCGUCGGGCAACGCACAACGCGACGGAGCGCGCGCGCAGGGAGCGACUCAACAUCCGUAUGACCGUGCGUCUCCAUUUCUCAAUUGUCCCCCAGGGCACUGUGACUCACCAGGCCGUAAUCGCGUUUCAGAUGCUUGCAUCGCUUCUGCCGGACAUCGCACCCGGGGAGCACAACAGGCGCCAGCCGUCGCGCCUCGCCAUCGCCAACUCGUGCAUCACGCAUAUCCACGCCGCCCGGCGGCAUCGCGCGCGCACCGCCGAGUGUCUCCGCACGAUGAUCGCCGAGCGCGCACAGCUCCGCGCGGAGCUCAAUACCUGGCGGGAGAAGGCCGGGCUCGAUCCCAUCCCCGCUUCCGACCACGCGGGGGGCGAGCUGGACGAGGAUGCGAGGGACGUGUUUGAGCGCCUGCUGAGGGGCGAUGAGCUGGAGUUUGAGGUUUCGGAUCUGCCGCCAUCGGAUGACGGCGAGGACGGGGAGCCCGGUGACGCCGAAGACAUCCGAGGUCGCCCCAUGACGCCGCCGUCACCCUCCUCCGCAUCGUCCACGCCCCCGCUGCCUUCCGCGGGCCCCUACCGAACGGGGGCGUGCGAAUGCGCCCAAUGCUAUCACGUGCAGCAGCCGCAGCAAGCGUGUUCCGCUGCGAAUGCCCCCUUCUCUCAUCACGCCCCGAUGUACUCCGAGGGCCACGGCAAUCUCGCAUGUGGAUGGCCGCAGGGCACUGUAUCGACGAACCAAUAUGCUUUCCGGGUCCAGGGCACAUAUGAGGGACCUGUUAUAUGGUGA